Messenger RNA from Menidia menidia (Atlantic silverside), 8269 nucleotides. NCBI's taxonomy places the organism in Eukaryota, Metazoa, Chordata, Actinopteri, Atheriniformes, Atherinopsidae. The record is from the annotation of a GenBank genome assembly.
AAAAAGUGAAAUGGGGGUCAGCAUAUGUAAACAGUACCAUGUUGUGAAAAUGACUCACUAAGUGGGCAGCAAAGAACUGCCUUGAGUAAAUAGAAAAAUGCUCCCCAGUAACUCCAAAAUUCUGCCAAAACUCGCUAAUCAAUUGCAACUUUAUGGAGGGGACAGGCUGAUCCGUGUUUUCUUCAUGUAGGAAGAUUUUAAAAAAUGAAUUUAUAUUGCUUUUACGAGAACCAAGGCUAAAUAAUGAUUCUAAAUGUUAUUUUAUCUGAUUCCUGGUAAAUUACGUAAAUGGUGUGGCACCAUGGCAAAUUAUAAAACAAAUAUUGGCUUUGCAAUAUUUGAACAUAACACCUUGCACUGUACUGAAAUACUGUAGUAAGCAACAUAAAUAUGAAUCUGUAAAUCACAGUACUGUGACAUAAAGUGUUUCUCCACUGUCAUGCACUUGACACAUAAUGUUUCCAUGAUGUCAUGUAAUCAUCUCAUUCACCAAAUAACAUUGUUGGUCCCUAUAAUUGCUACUUAUUCAUAUCUUCCAUGAGGCUUGAGGUCCCCUGUGUUCAUUUCUUGUUCUCUCGUAAUAAAUGGAUAUAGUUUUAAGUAGAAGCAUUCAGACACUCUAAUCAAGGCUGCCUUAAUAUCUUUAAGUACCAUUUUGUUCUCAGGAUCUGCUGCAGAUUUGGCCAAAAUAUUCUGGUCAAUAUUCGCAAGCGCAACACACCCACGCUGUCCCUCCCCCAGAGCAAAGAGGCUUUCACAGAAGUGAAGCGAGCCAGUGUUGAGUGGAAGUCCAGUCAUGUCUGGACGCUUGGGUGUUUGGCUGCUGCUGCUGUGUGGCUGUCCCUGCCUCUGGCUAUCCUCUUUGGCCUCUGGAGCUCUGGUCAUCUCCGGGGAAAAUGAAGCCCUGCGGGAGACAACAGGAGCUGCCAAACGACUGCAGAAAAGAAGUGCAGAUGCGAGCGAGGUGGAGGUGGAGGUGCGCAGUGUGACAGUGGACUGCACUGUGACGUCCCGCUUUGCCCACACUGUGAUGACCUCCAUGGCCUUAAACAAGGCAAACACAUCCAAGGAGAUCUUUUUUGAAGUGGAGUUGCCCAAGUCUGCUUUCAUCACAAACUUUAGCAUGGAGAUUGAGGGUCGGGUGUAUGUUGGAGAUGUGAAGGAGAAAGAGAAAGCAAAGAAACAAUAUGAAAAAGCCGUAUCCUCUGGACAAACGGCGGGACUGGUCAGGGCUUCUGGAAGAAAGAUGGAGAAGUUUUCUGUGUCUGUCAAUAUUGCUGCGGAAAGUAAUGUGACUUUCAUCUUGACUUACGAGGAGCUCCUUCAAAGGAAACUGGGCCAGUAUGAGAUUUUAACCCGGGUUAAGCCUAAAACACUGGUCCAAGAGUUUCGUAUCGUGACAAACAUAUAUGAGCCUCAAGGCCUUUCCAACGUUGAUGCCCAUGCAACCUUCCUGUCCAAUGAGCUGCUCCCCCUAGUGGAGAAAACCAUCACUGACAAAAAGGCACACAUUUCUUUCUCCCCAACUAUGGAGCAGCAGAGGAAGUGUCCUGGUUGUGAUGGAACCCUCAUUGAUGGAGAUUUCGUCAUUAAGUAUGAUGUGAAUCGAAAUAAGAGAUUUGGAGAGAUUCAGAUUGUGAACGGAUACUUUGUGCACUUCUUUGCUCCGCCUGAUCUGCUCAGAGUCCCCAAAAACGUGGUGUUUGUUAUCGACCGGAGUAUAUCAAUGGAAGGCACAAAGAUGACACAGACACGGGAGGCUCUGCUGACCAUCCUGAAGGACCUCCAUGAAGAGGACCACUUUGCACUGAUCCUGUUUGAUGAUAGAAUCGAUUUUUGGAGGGAUACGCUUAACAAAGCAACUGAGGAAAAUGUGGCUGCGGCCAUGGCCUAUGUGAAGAACAUCAGGAGCCGUGGAGCGACUGAUAUCAAUGAGGCAGUGUUGCGUGGAGUAAAGCUGUUAAUGAAAGACAGAGAAGAAAAAAGGCUGCCAGAGACAAGUGCUGAUAUGAUUAUUUUACUGACCGAUGGAAUGCCAAGUAGCGGUGAGUCUCGAACCCCCAAAAUCCAGCAGAAUGUGCAUUCUGCUAUCGGGGGAAAUAUGUCUCUCUUCUGCCUUGGAUUUGGAAACGGUGUGGACUACGAUUUCCUGGACGUGAUGAGCAAACAAAACAAGGGAGUGGCCCGCAGAAUCUUUGAAGCUUCAGAUGCAUCCAUUCAGCUGGAGGGUUUCUAUCAGGAAGUGUCCGCCCCACUGCUGUUAGAUGUGGAUCUACAGUACCCUGACAAUAUGGUGGACUUUGUGACUACCAACCACUUCAGUCAGUUGUUUAAUGGCUCUGAGAUUGUGGUGGCCGGCCGGGUGAUGGACAAUGACUUGGACAACUUUCUAGCGGAAGUCGUUGGCCAGGGGAUGGAAGAAGAAUUCAGGGAGCAGGGUGAGGCCAGUAUUCUGGACUGGGAUGUGAUGUACCCAGACGAGAAGUAUAUCUUUGGAGACUUCACAGAGCGUCUGUGGGCUUACCUCACCAUUCAACAAUUACUGGAGAAAAGCAAAAGUGGGGCACCAGAUGAGAAGGCCAAUGCCACAGCAAAGGCCCUUGAGAUGUCCCUGCAGUACAGCUUUGUCACUCCUCUCACCUCCAUGGUGGUCACCAAGCCCGAGACCGAGGACGGAACUGCCAGGCCCCUCAUCGCCGACAAACUCACUGAGGAACAAAGGCAGCAAGCAGAGAGAAUGGGAUAUCAGUAUCCAGCCUCCCGUUCUUACGCAGCACCUCCCACUUAUUUAGUGGAUGGAGAUCCUCAUUUCAUAUUAGAGCUCCCUGACAGAAAUGAUGCUCUUUGCUUCAACAUUAACAAUGCACCCGGAACCAUUUUCACCUUGGUCAGAGACUCAGAAUCAGGUAUUUUGGUCAAUGGCCAGAUCAUUGGGGACAAGAAGAUUCCCCCCAAUGGGCAAAUAAACACCUAUUUUGGGCGUUUUGGCAUCAUCCACCAAACUUUGGGGAUCAGGCUGGAGGUGAGCACUCAAGACAUCUCAGUGUUCCAGGAUGGCAAACAGAUCAAGCUGCUGUGGUCAGAUACGGUCUCCGUCAAAGGAACCAAUGUGGAUCUUCUGGUGACUAAGGAUCGCAGCCUAACAGUAACUCUCAGGGACUCGGUUAAGUUUGUGAUCCUGUUGCACAAAGUGUGGAAGAAGCACCCGUACCACCGAGACUACCUGGGUUUCUACACCCUGGACAGCCACCUCAUGUCCCCUUCUGUCCACGGCUUGCUGGGUCAGUUUUAUCAUGGGAUCGAGUAUGAAGUGACGGACCUGCGUCCAGGAGAAGUCCCAGAGAAAACAGAUGCCACCAUGUUUGUGAAAGGGCAACGGCUCAACGUAACCAGAGGCUGGCAGAGAGACUUCAGGUUGGAUGUGAAGAAUGGAGAAAAUGUUCCCUGCUGGUUCAUUCACAGCAACGGCUUGGGCCUCAUUGACGGAGAUGCUGCAGACUACAUUGUGCCUGACCUUUUUAAAUCUGUUUAGAUAGGAAAAGAAAACAGGUUUCAGUUACAGUAUUGUGGUAGUUCUGACAACUUCUGGAAUUAAAACUAUUCCAAAGUAGAUGGACUCGCAGAGAUAUCCUAUUAUUGUGCAAAUUUCUCCCUUUCACUGUAACACUCUGGUGAUUUAGUUUUCAUAAGCUUCCUUGUAUCUACUCAGUGUAUGAUGAUAACAUAUCCUGAUGGUUUAAAAUAUCAGUGUCUGAAUGCAGAUGCAAAAAAAAAAAAAAAAAGCGCAGCCGAAUACAAUACUGAACAGCAUAACACCAAAAACACUAACAGUUAUGCUAUAUGCUGAGAAAUUGACACAGAAUGUCUGUCCCAGGGAGCUUAUACAGAGGGGAGAGAGAUUAGUGAGCAGGUGAGAGAGGGAGCACCGGGGAAGGGAGUGGAACUGAGGGACAAGAGUGAAGCAGGUGGUACACGGAAUUACACAGGUAAUGGGCUACAUAAACCACAGUACAAAACAGGAUAAACAAUAAAUAAUGGAAAGUACGAAUUCAACAAAUAACCAGAACAUAAUACACCCAAACUUAAUAAUAUGGAAAUUCUUGUAGUUUUCAGAAGCUGGCUAGAUUUGAAUGGCAAAGUCUUCUGUAAGGACUUUUAUACCCCAUGAUGCUAAAUAAAAGUUUUAUUGGUGGAAAGACCUUUGGUGGAACGAACUGUCCUUUUGCAGGCUAUAACAUGAAAUGCAAACGGCAAAAGCGCUCUCCAAAGAACAAGUUAGUACAAGCUCAGCAUCAUUUCCACGGCCUCACUCUUCAUCCAUUGUAAUCUCCACAAAUUAUACCAGGAGAAGCAACCUAAGCACGCAGAUUCUCGUAAAGGCACUGUGAAUGCCACAGGGGCAGAUGGCCCCUCUUCCUGUAGAACAGUGUGGGCGGAGUAAGUAUGGGAAGGCUCGAUCCCCAAAUGCCUCGAAUUCCCCUCACUUGUUUUCAACUGUGCCAGAGGAAAGAGCUUCCCGUGUUGCGGUCAUGCCCACAAUGUGGAGAUCUGUGCUGCUGGGGGUUUGUGUCUGCAUCUGUGUUCCAGCUCCUGUCCAGGGAGCUCUGGUUAUUUCCAAAAGAGAUGCCACAUCAGAGGAGACCACAGACACCGUGGGCACCAGGUCAAUAAAGAAAAGAAGCACAAGCUCUGAAAAUGUGGACGUGUACAGUGUCGGAGUGGCUUGCACGGUGACUUCUCGCUUUGCCCGCACCGUCAUGACCUCCAAGGCUCGAAACACAGCUAAUUCUACCCAGGAGAUCCAUUUUGAAAUGGAGCUGCCCAAAAGUGCCUUCAUUACCAAUUUUAGCAUGGAAAUCGAUGGCCAGGUGUAUUCUGGACAGGUGAAGGAGAAGGAGAAAGCCAGGGAACAGUAUGAAAAGGCUGUCUCCUCUGGACAGUCUGCUGGACUGGUCAAGGCAUCGGGCAGAAAGAUGGAGAAAUUCUCAGCUUCUGUUAACAUUGCUGCCAAAAGCAGUGUAACCUUCCAACUUAUCUAUGAGGAGCUGCUUCAGAGGAAACUGGGCCAAUAUGAGAUUUUGAUUCGAGUUAAAAUUGAACAACCAGUGGAAGACUUUCAGAUUCUGGCAGACAUCUAUGAGCCGCCAGGACUCACAUCGGUUGAGGCCAGUGCAACAUUUCUUACCAAUGACCUGCUCCCCCUGAUAGACAAAACCAUCACAGAGAAAAAGGCACACAUCUCUUUCUCACCAACAGUGGAGCAGCAGAAGUGUUCGGGUUGCAAAAACAGACUGAUUGAUGGAGAUUUCAUCAUUAAGUAUGAUGUGAAACGAGAAAAGAGCAUCGGAGAGGUUCAGGUUGUGAAUGGAUACUUUGUGCACUUCUUCUCUCCCCCUGACAUGGUCAGAGUCCCAAAGAAUUUGGUGUUUGUAAUUGACAGGAGCGGAUCAAUGUAUGGAACAAAGAUUAAACAGACUAAAGAUGCUAUGGUGGCCAUUCUGAAAGACCUGGAUGAAGAUGAUCAUUUUGGUAUCGUCCUGUUUGAUAGUGAUAUUGAUUCCUGGAAGGACUCUCUUACCAAAGCGACAAAAGAGAAUAUUUCUAAAGCGAUCAGCUAUGUGAUGAAAAUAGAGCCAGAUGCAGCCACUGAUAUCAAUGGCGGUGUAUUGAUGGCAGUGAGCAUGCUAAAGAGCGAAAGACAAGACAAUAAAGUUCCAGAGAGAAGCGUGGAUAUGAUCAUCUUACUGACUGAUGGGAUGCCAAACCAUGGGGUUUCCAACACUCAGAAGAUCCAGAAGAAUGUGCAGUCUGCUAUCGCUGGGAAGAUGGCCCUCUUCUGUCUUGGAUUUGGAAAUAAUGUGGCCUAUUCCUUCCUGGAUGUGAUGAGCAGACAGAACAAAGGACUGGCUCGUAGAAUCUUUGAGGGUUCAGAUGUGGUCGUUCAGCUCAAAGUAGGUUUCUACGAAGAAGUGUCCAACCCAUUGCUCUUUGAGGUAGAACUGCAGUAUCCUGAUGGUGCAGCAGGCUCCUUGACCGAAAACCGCUACAGUCACUUGUUCAAUGGCUCGGAGAUUGUGGUGGCUGGGAGGCUGGCUGAAAAUGACAUGGAUAACUUUUUAGUGGAGGUCUCUGCCAAGGGGCCUCAAGGGGAUGUUCAAGUACAGGAAAAUGCCAGAAGGACAAACUGGCACACGUUGUUCCCAGAACAGGAAUACAUAUUUGGGAACUUCACUGAACGUUUAUGGGCCUAUCUCACCAUCCAACAACUACUCGAGAAAAGUGGCAUCAGUUCUGAGGAAGACAAAGAGAAUAUGACAGCAGAAGCUCUGGAAAUGUCUCUGCGGUAUGGCUUUGUCACCCCUCUCACCUCCAUGGUGGUCACCAAGCCGAAAUCUGAGGAUGGUGCCGACAGCUCUUUUAUCGCCGACAAACUGACUGAAGACCAGCGACAGAGAGCAGAGAGAAACAAAGCACUCAGAACUCCUGCCUCUAGCCGGAAUGUAGCAGAUGUGGAUGGAGAUCCUCAUUUCAUGAUCGAGCUGACGGGCCGAGACGAUGCUCUCUGCUUCAACAUAAAUGACAAACCAGGAACAAUUUUCAAUUUGGUCAAAGACCAAAAGUCAGGUUUUGUGAUUAAUGGGCAGAUCAUCGGCAAGAAGAAUUUCUCUCCAAAUGGCAACAACAAUACCUACUUUGGUUGUUUUGGUAUUAUACAUCAGAAGCUAGGGAUUUGGUUGGAAGUUGACAUUCAGGAUAUCUCAGUUUUUUAUGAUGGCAAGCAGGUGAAGCUGCUGUGGUCUGAUACAACUUCCCUUAAAGACAACAAUCUGGACAUCAGAUUAAACACCUCCAGCAUGACAGUGACACUGAAGCACUCAGUAAAAUUUAUGAUAAUCAAACAUACAAAAAUUUGGAAAAGACGCCACGAGAAGCAAGACUACCUAGGUUUCUACACCAUUGACAGCCACCAUUUGUCUCCUUCAGUUCAUGGUCUCCUUGGGCAAUUCUACAAUGGGGUUGAGUUUGAGGUGACAGAGUUGCAUCCUGGUGAAAUCCAGGAUGAAACUCAGGCCAUCAUGUAUGUGAAGGGACAAAAACUCAACGUGACCAGGCACUGGCAGAAAGACUUCAGCAGGGAUGUGAAGAAUGGAGAAGAUAUCCUCUGCUGGUUGGUUAGCAGUAGUGGAAGAGGCCUCAUCGAUGGGACCGCUUCAGACUAUGUGGUGUCAGACCUCUUUACAGUUUGAAUCUCGAAAACUGUGGCAUGUUAAGUUUAAUUGCCAUGAUGCAGCAGGGAUGCAAUUUUUGUUCGUAACAAAGCAGUGUCUUCUCUAAAAUCCAGUAAAAGUAUAUAAAUGGUCAUAUAGCGUUUCUAGCUGUAGCUAUGAACAGUUUAUCAUUUUAGACCAGUUGAAAUCAAACAUAAUAACAUAUACCUUUUUUUAAUCGGUAAUUAACAUGCUGGAUAAGUAACAAUAUUUUUAGAAUAACUUUUCAGUGAGUGGCAGUAGUAACAUUGUAUGUUCCCUGAAACUUUUAGGGGUUCCUUCAGUCUAUGACUGCAUUUUGGGCUGAACAAAAACGAUGAGAGUUGUUUUCCUCACAGCUGUGGUAGUCAGAUAAAUCAGUGCAUGGUUUGUAUAGCAACUGACUUUAGAUCUAUGUAAAGUACCACGAUGUAACCCCAUUAGAAGCAUUGGAUAAUGUUAUUAAGGUAAACUAUUUUUAUAUUAUUAUUAUUGUCAGCUGUAAUUUUUGUUGGCAGCUAUGUGACACGUGUAUAGCAAAAUGGGACACCAGAGAGCUUCUGCAGGGGGAAAAAAAGUCCUAAUGGAAAGAUUGGAAGAAAUCACCUUGUAAACCCCAUGACUUUCUUUCUUUCUCCAUCUCUUUCUUUUGUUUCUUUCGAUUGUUAUGUAUCUACAGAAAUUUAACUUUGCCAUCAAUUCAGCUGCAAAAUUAAAAGCACCAAAUAUAAAAAAAUUGCUUCAUAAAACAGUUUGGUGACUCAUGUUCUUGUAGAAAGAAAAAUGGGGGGACUCUUUACCGAUCUAAUGAAAAAAUUAGUUCCAUCGUUUUGACUGAUCAAAUAUCUUAAACAGAACAUGCUCAAUAAAAUCAGCUGGCCGUCGAUUGAUUCUCGUCAAAUGAUGUAGCUUUGCCAGAGAUAUAAACUCCUAUGGUAAAAAGGUCUUGGAGAAAGUCUCAGUCUGUAUUCCCACCUGAUGUAAAAUCAAUAAAACUAACCAAAGCAAGAACUGACAGUCGU